AUGGCAAGCCGUGGCAGCUUCACGGGCUCUGAGUUCUCUGAGGAGGAGCUGGAGGUGAGCGUGCGGGCAGGAGCGGACGACAGCGGCAGCGGCGGGAGCCUUAGCGAGGGUGAGGAGGGCCAGGCGAGGAAGCGCAGCCGGCCCACUCGCUCCAAGGCACGCAGGAUGGCAGCCAACGUGCGAGAGAGGAAGCGCAUUCUGGAUUACAACCAGGCUUUUAAUGCCCUGCGUGUGGCCCUGCACCAUGACCUGAGUGGCAAGCGCCUGUCCAAGAUCGCCACGCUCCAGCGAGCCAUCAGCCGCAUUUCCACGCUCUCCGUGUUUCUCCGCAACAAUCCGCCCGCCGCCUCCAACAACGACUGCAGCCACCGCGAGUGCCACGGCCAGGCGGGCGGGCUACGGCCAGACGCGGCCCAGGCGGCCCCCGGGCACCUGGAACCCCAGGGCCACGCGGCCUGGAGGCUGCCGCUGGGGAACCAGAUGCAGAGCCCUUUGAUUAUGUACAGACCCCUGGCCGAGCAACAGGCUUACAUAGACAGUCUGAGACACGCAGGCCCCGUGUGCCCUCCGUCCCCGCACUACUCUUGCUACUCUCCCGAAGCCCAGCUCUACCCUGCUGGAGGACCCUGUGGAAGUCCGCCCAGUGACACUGCCAGCCCCACCAGGUAUGGGCGACUGGGGGAAGGGUUGGGGUGUCAGCCUGGGUUCUGGGGCCCCUGUGCCCAGGGCCACGCUGACGGCUACUGGGAGUCACCGCAGAUGCUACCCUUCUCCUGA
Molecule: messenger RNA, 777 nt
Organism: Electrophorus electricus (electric eel)
Lineage: Eukaryota; Metazoa; Chordata; Actinopteri; Gymnotiformes; Gymnotidae
Gene: bhlha9
Product: basic helix-loop-helix family, member a9
Biological process (GO): regulation of transcription by RNA polymerase II; developmental process
Molecular function (GO): DNA-binding transcription factor activity, RNA polymerase II-specific; RNA polymerase II transcription regulatory region sequence-specific DNA binding; protein dimerization activity
Source: RefSeq, a predicted model, not a curated record